Messenger RNA from Racocetra fulgida, 2405 nucleotides. Lineage: Eukaryota; Fungi; Glomeromycota; Glomeromycetes; Diversisporales; Gigasporaceae. The record is from the annotation of a GenBank genome assembly.
AUGAAGAAACAACCAACGUCUCACAGUUUUACUCAAAUAAUUGAAGAGAAUGUUGUACCUCAUGAUCAAAGCGAAGAGCAACUUAAUAAAGGCUCUCAAGAGGAUGAUAAAUUAACUAACUACAAACAGGAAUCAACUGGUGAAACAAACCAUGAUUCUGUUCAAGAAGAAAUAGUUACUGUUCUCGGUGAAGGAGUAGUUAAUACUCCACCGAGUUUGUGUGUGAUAGAGAUAGAUAUGCCACAAAAUCAGACAAAAAUGCCUUCAUCCAUCUCUGAAAAUAAUACUAUACAGAACCAGGUUUCGCUUGAACAAUCUGUCGAACCAGAUUGUCAAUCUCCAACGCCAGAGUUAUCUAAUAUUCCGCAACCAUCCCUUGAGCAAUCAUUACCUAAAAUUGGAUUAACUAAUCAAAGUGAAAAUAACAAUAUGGAUACAGAUGAUAUUCUCGUUUCUCAAAUUGAUCAAGAUUCAAUUUCCAAAUCUUUUCGCGCAAAAGCAGCAGAUCUUUUUGACGUCCCAAAUAAUGUUGCUACUACUGGUGAUACUUCACAUUGUGAAUUUGGCCCAAGUUCAAAUCCUAAUGCUACUGAAAACGCACCUUCAUGGGAUAAUUCUGUUAAUAAUUCUACAGAAUAUAAUUAUGGCAAAGAACCUCGUAGAUGGCGAGGCCGUCGUUCCCCAAGUUCUCAAGCUGAUAAUGAAAAAUCUGACCAUAAAAUUCCAUUUAAUCUGCCUAAAUUAACCGAUGCAGAUUUUCAGGCCUUGCCAUCUGGAUCACGUUUAUUUUUAGGCAAUUUGUCUACGCAUUCCACUUCAAAAAAAGAACUUUACGACAUUUUUUCCCCUCAUGGGGAAAUCUUGCAAAUAUCUAUAAAAAAUAGUUUUGGUUUUGUUCAAUAUAAUAACCCAGAAAGUGUUAAAAAAGCUAUUGAGAAGGAAAACGGUUUGGAAGUCUCCCAUGGUAAGCCAUGGCAUCAUAUACCACCGAAUGAGGAUGGGUCCAAACCUUCGUUUGCCAACCGGCAAGAAAAACAUUGGAAUCAAAGAGGAUGUAAGGAAGAUUGGUACCAGAAUGAUCGUGAUUAUCCUCCGGGGCGAGGGCAUCAAGGUCAAUCUUAUCCAGAUCGUCGAUAUGAUGAUUACGAUCGUCGGAAUACUGAUUAUAAGUUUGACCGUCGUGCUUCAUAUGAUUCAAGAGGUGGCUACGAAUAUUCUGAUCAGAGGGAUUAUCGUUCUCCACAAGAAUAUCGUGGUGAUUAUAAAGAUGAGCAUGAAUAUCGACCUCGGGACGAUAGAGGAUACCGUCGUAGUUCAUAUCGUGAUGAGCAUCGCGAUGAAAGAUAUGCACAACGUUCAAAGCCCUACAGAAUCCCCUCUAGGGAUUAUAUGGAACGAAGACAAAGUCGUGACCAUCCUUAUCGAUCCCAAUCUCAUGAUGAACCUGAUGAUGAGUUUCCCUUACCUCGACGCCAAGGAAAUGAUGUCCCUGAAUGUCAAAUAAUCGUACUUGAAGAAAAGAAACUUCAAUUAAAAUGUACUAUCCCAUUUUUACAAAAUAGUAAUUUUCUUUGGCAAGUAGAAAGUUCUUUCCGCGAAGCAAAUAUCACUGUUCAUACCCUUCAUUUAUCUCGAAAACUUCAUAUUCAAGCUGUUAUUCGCCAAAUGAUUGUUGAAGGAGUUCAUGCGGUUGUUUUUAUGGAACGGCACAAUGCGAUAAACGGUCGUGUAAAUAUGCAAAUAUUCGAUCAAUCUCGAGUAAGAGAUAAUGUCAAAUAUGAUGAAUACAAUAAUAUUAAAGUUGACGAAGCAGUUAACCUUUUAUUGAGAACUCGUAUUCUGCAACGGCAGGGCGAUCUUAGACCGCCAGAUAACUUAUUGCUUAGUGGUCAACCAAAUUUAUCACAAUCACAACAAGGACAGCCAGGUCCAGCUGGACUUCAUCCAAUAUCUUUAAGUAACGUUAAUUUUGCCGCACUCGCAAAUCUUCUUGGGACUCUUCAACAACAACAACCCCCCACUAAUCCUAACCAGGGGAUUCAACCAAUGCCGAUGAUUCCAUUAGGAAGUAUUCAACCUUCUCAUCCAGGUUUGUUGAAUCAACAACAGCCUCAAAACAUCGAUGUUCAACAGUUACUUAGACAACUUGCACCCCAAAACACCGGGCUUCCAAACCAACCUCCUUUUAUGCCUGUGCCCCCACAUAUGGCACCUAACCUUGGCCCACCACCUUCACCCUAUAAUGCCCCGAUGGUGGGCCAACCUCCCAGUAUCGUUCCUCCUAAUCCCAUUACACCUAAUGGGUUGUCCCUAGCUCAGCAUCAAUCUCAACAUAUUAAUUCCAAUGUACCACAAUUUUCAACUACAAUUUCUACUGCCUCUAAUGUGACAGACUUAAUGGCACA